AUGUCAGUCUGGGACACAGAGUCUUUCAUUCUUUCCCUCCUUGCCAUUCUUUCUGUCAUCGCGCUCUACUCCCACCGCCGAAACAAUGGUUUUCAGUCUGGGCAAAUCCCCACCGUUUCAACAUGGUUCCCUCUCCUCGGUCUAGACAAUGGCUGGCGUCUCUACAACAAUCCCACCCUUUUUAUGGAACAGAUGAGGCAACGCUAUGGUCCUUUGUACCGCUUCAGAGUACUCGGAACGAGUGCAAUCGUUAUUCAUCAUCCAUACAGCUUAAGCCAGCUGGAACGCCAAACCAAAGAACUAUCCCCACAUCUUCCCUUCGAGGGUGCAGCCCAGGCCGGGUCUGGCAAAGCCAACGUCCAUCGAAUCGUCGAAAUCUUAAUGAACGAACUCGUACCCAUCACAGGUCGAGAAUUCUCUCGUCAACGGAUGAAAGACAGCGGCCUCAAAUCUCGCUUCCACGAGGAGCUCGAGAAAGAGUUUGACCAAUUCUCGAACCCGAGCGGAACGACCGUCCUCCUUUCCGAAUUCCUUCGCCAGACCCUCUACCGAGCUACCGGCAUUGUUAUAUUCGGACCAGAAUUCCCGGCAGAGUCCUAUGACGACAUCAAAGCAACCGUUCCCGACAUCUCGUUCCUGGCUUCUCGACUUUCCCACCUCCCUUGGUCCAAAACCGGUCGAGCACGCGACCGACUCCUCAACUUCGUUAUUGAAUACAUCCGACCAUGGUGGGAAGCCGACGGCCACUCCACCAAGGAACUCAGCGGCGUGAUGGUCGAAGGACUCGUCACGAUGAAAGAGGCUGGACUCUCGCUCCCCGAUGCAGCCGCUGUGCUCCUGCCGCUAUUGUGGGGGAUCCACAGCAACAUCUGGUUCCAUCUUUACUGGAUGUUGGCGCAGAUUAUUCUUGACGAAGAUCUACUGAUCAGAGCCCAGAACGAGGCUAGGAGUGGGAAGGAUAUCACAGAGAUGCGGUUGAUCGAGUCGGUUAUGUGGGAGGCGUUACGCUGGCCUUAUAGCAUGCAACAGCUCCGUCGCGCCAGCGAAGACCUAGACGUCAGCUUCAAGGGAACACGCUACUUCAUUCCCAAAGACACUUGGAUCAUCUCCAAACUCAUCAACCACGACUCAAGCAUCUACGAAGAUCCAUUCGAGUUCAAGGCAGACCGCUUCCUCGUAAACCCGUCCUUGCCCAAGCCGAAAACCUUUGGAGACGGUGCCCAUCUUUGUAAAGGAAAACAGUUCGCUUUGCACCAAAUGCCCGAUUUCGUUGUCACCGUCCUGCGAAGGUUCGACGUCGAAUUGGUUCAAAGGAGUGGGAAGGAUCGAAAGGUUCCGCAGAGCGAGAGCAAUUCUUUCCUCCCUGAUAUCAGCAAGUUCGAGGAAUUCACCAUUAAGAUUACGCCUCGUGCGUCCAACUAG
Molecule: messenger RNA, 1422 nt
Organism: Coprinopsis cinerea okayama7#130
Lineage: Eukaryota; Fungi; Basidiomycota; Agaricomycetes; Agaricales; Psathyrellaceae
Exons: 3
Coding region: 1-1422 (473 amino acids)
Molecular function (GO): oxidoreductase activity, acting on paired donors, with incorporation or reduction of molecular oxygen; steroid hydroxylase activity; iron ion binding
Source: RefSeq, a predicted model, not a curated record